GGGAAAUUUCUCGUAUUUGGCGUCAACAUUCAGUGAUCAGGUAAGUCAAGAUGAUAUUUUUGGCUACCACGAAUGUUAUUUUAAGUAUCUAUAUAGUGUGCUCUGUUAUGAUUUCUGCGUAAUGAGUAAUCAAUGAUAUAUUAUGGUGCCUUCAUUUAAGUUGUAAUGAAUAACAUUAAGGUGGAAAUACAUUAUUACACGCCACAUGACGCGAAUCAAAUUGCAGUUUUUUGCUAUUCACAUGUACAUCCGACGCGUCACCUUGCUCCGUACAAUCGCGUGUGCACGUUUAAUACAUGGCGGUCAUGGGCGUCAUGGCGUCGCGUGUUAAUAAUGUGUUUUCGACUAUAUUAACGGGUUUUUUCGGUUUUAGUGUGUGAUACAUGACAAUAACCUCUAACAAUACAAUAGUGUGGGUCUACACAGCGAGGCACGUCCCUUAUUUUCUGUGUAGCGGCAUGUAUAGCGUCGUUGAGUUUGCUGAAGAAUGGCUGACACCCGGGAAGCAGCGAUGUCUGUGGCCGCCCCAAAAAUUGAUGACCAAGUUUGCAGCCAAGUAAGUUCAGCAGGGUGAAAAAUCAAAUAAACAUACCUACUGUUUAUAGUGAUGAUGAUUAUGAGGCUUAUACUGGUGAAAAAAAUAGGACUUAUCGGAAGCAAGUAACUUCUUCGGUGCAAUCUACACCUGUUAGCUCAAAAUCCCAAAAGCAACACUCUAGGCCGGUAUAUACAGAACUGAACAAAAGUGAUGAUGAUACAGAUCUGAGCAAACGUGAAGAUUUCAAGGAAAGCUCUGCAAAGACUACAGACAGUGAAAUGUCACAGCUUCUGCAAAGUCCAAGUGGCCUGGAUAACCUAGACUUUACAAUAACACCAUUUUUUAUAAAUGAGAAGCCAAAUUCACAAGCCUUAGAUGUCAUAGCUAAGCACUUAGCUCGAAUUGAAGCUGACUUGAAAGAGAUGCAAAUCGCACAGAAUGAAAUAUUAAAUAGGGUGCGAUCAUCUUCUGUCUCGAUGGAACAUUCACUGCCAGGGGAAAGAACAUUGCCAUGUGAGGACAGCAAGGAUUUGAUUGAUACUGAAAAGUGGAUAAAUGCAGCUCCCGAGAACAGAAAACUUUUGACGCAGUGCGGUUGAACCAGGUUGCAACCAACGCUACUGAUGCUGUGAUACAAGAAAUAAUUCAGAUGAAUAUGGCUACAUAGUUCUUCCAAUAUAUACACCUUCUUGUUGACACUUCUCACAAGCGCGCAAGGAAUUGUGGGAUUUGAUACAUUUUAUAAAUGCCCUAGCUGGUGCAUCUGCUAUUAUACAACUUACUUGAAAUUCAAACUUUACUCCAUUAACAUAUAAACCAUUCUGCUCUAACCGUAAACAUUCUUCUACAAAGGGACGCAGAAAUACAGCAGCAUUGUUGGGCUUUGAUUCCCCGUAAUAAAGUGCUACAAUAAAUAGCUGCUUGUCGGGAGAUUGAUCUAAACCACCUCUGUGUUACUGAUAAAAUGAAUAUUCUCUUUGUGUCAUUUUUCGUUGCAUGAACGGUUUUUAGAUGUUGUGCCUUUAGAAGCUCUUUCUACUAGAUAUAUUUCAAGGCCAAAGUAUACAUAUCUAUGAACCACCAGCACAAUCUGUAACGUUUACAUUACGCGGCGUUUCUAAUAACGUUCGUGCAUCCCUCGGUGAAGAAGAAUGACAAGGUUGCAACUUUUUUAGCAAAUCGUUUAGAGCAGAGUGACCUAAAUUAUGUUUCUUAGACCACAAUACAAGAAAAGAAUUAAUAUUAUCAUCUGAAUCAGAUGGAACAUCAAUAUCUCUUAAGGGUUCUUUGGUAUAGUAAUCAAUUGGAAUAUUUGAAUUAAAAGCUACGUCAAUUGUACCGUAAUGAUCUGCACUUAAGAGUGAUUCAUGUUCAGUAUUGGAAAGAGAAGUGAGUAAACGUAACUCUUGUUUGAUUUGUAUUGUCUUACGAGCUAGACUUCGUUUUUUUUUAUUUUUUUUGUAACAGCGGGUUUGCUACUGCUUGGCUCUUCGGGCUUCCCGUCCUCCAUUGCGGUCCUUAGUGAAUCUGAACCAAUUUCAUAUUAUCUCUUAGAACCGAAAUUGGAUUUGUUAAUCAGGAAUAUGAAGACCAUCAGAUUUUAAAAAGUAUA
Leguminivora glycinivorella is the source of this 2150-nucleotide messenger RNA. RefSeq lists its product as uncharacterized. NCBI's taxonomy places the organism in Eukaryota, Metazoa, Arthropoda, Insecta, Lepidoptera, Tortricidae. Bases 817 to 1137 code for a protein of 106 amino acids. The transcript is spliced from 5 exons. The record is from RefSeq and is a predicted model, not a curated record.